Scatophagus argus is the source of this 1547-nucleotide messenger RNA. It is a transcript of the gene fsip1, whose product is annotated as fibrous sheath interacting protein 1. Lineage: Eukaryota; Metazoa; Chordata; Actinopteri; Scatophagidae. The transcript is spliced from 10 exons. The coding region runs from base 155 to 1402 and encodes 415 amino acids. The record is from RefSeq and is a predicted model, not a curated record.
AUCCGGGAGUGUUUGCGUCCAUAGUUACCAAAAUGGGCGGAAAAACACUGUGAAGUUUCUGUUGACAAGUAGUUGCCCUAGCCAACAACUAUUUAUUGCAAAUACUUUUGUAGGUGCUUUUUUCCUCUGAAAUACAGCUUAAGAAAACAACACUAUGGAAAUUGUCAGAGGGAGUUUGGAUGACAUUUCCCGACCUGCGCCGACAGAACUAACAGGCAGCCGUGUCUCUAGCGUGUCGUUGCCUCAUAGUGACAGAGUGUGUCCCACAACUCCAUUUUCCCUUGUUGUUUUGACCAACAAUGCUGCUGAUAUUCAGGUUCAGAGCAGCUCUCAAGAAACUAUUUCCAACUCCUCAACCAGAGAUUCUGACGAAACUCAGUGCCAGUUUGAUGUUACUGAUGAGGAGAAGGAGGAUUUCAAACUACAGAGAGCCAUUGAGGAAAUGAGACGACUUGAUGAAAUACUUUCUGAAAAGAUCUGCAAAGAAAAAGAAACCAAGCGUCAAAGAAAAGAACUUCAAGCAAAACUCUGGCAAGAGCUCCUGCAGAAUAAGCCUGAGGGUCAUUCUGAAUGUGCCCAUGAAGCUUUGAACACAAGGUUGUUUCUGGCUCUGGAAGCAUCCAUUGGAACAGAAGAGGAGGAUGACUUUGUGCCUGUGUUUGAAACUCAGGUUCCUGACUCUGAGCACAACAGAGACCAAAACGUGAUGCAAAGUAAAAAGAGGCCAAAGAGCUCCACAGAAUCAUUUGAAGCAAGCCAUGAAGAGACUGGGGAAGAGCUAUUUGAAGGCAGCCACAGUGGAGCUUUCAAAGGCAAGAAAAAACAGAAGGACUUUGUCAAGAGAAACAUUGAGCUGGUUAGUGAUGAGGGGGACCAAGUGCUUUUGACCCAGACAGAGAAAGAGCGUCUGGCCGAGCUUCUCCAAGAAGUAGACGAAGAGGAAGAGGAAGAGGACAGUGCCAGAGGCACAGACAGCGAGGAGGACAUUUGUGCUGUGUCAGUCCUGACAGGCCAGGGCUACACCCCAGAGCCUUCUGACCUGGAGCAGCUGAUCAACAUUGACUCCAAAAUUCGUCUUCUCCUUCCUGCUGAGGAAUUUUUCUCAGUGCAAAGCUCAUACACAAACCUUAGUUUGUCCCAGGGCCAUGGCCCAGAGGUUGCCUGGAAGUGCGGUGGGGACCCGCAGCCAGGAGAGAAGGUCCUGCAGGAUAUAAAGGCGAGGAGAGGGUUGGAGAGGCGGCUUCAAGAGAUCCAACAGCAGCUGGAGAUUCUGGACCAGAGUCAAGAGAUGACUAAUGAGUCACCAGAUCUUACAGAGGAACAGUUACUUGGGCUGCUGGAUGAAUGUGAGCUGACAGAGAGCUGGGCCCAGGAUCAUGAGACAAAUGACACAACAACAUGAGACCCUAAAAUAAAAAGAACUCAGAUGGGCCUGAUAAAUCUGAAGCCAUGAUAUCAAAACGUGCAUCAUUGCUGGGAUGUCACUAUCAGGCUAUAAGAGGGUUGUAAGAAAACUACUGCAUCAGGCCCACUGGCCCAGUACUGGA